Colletotrichum navitas is the source of this 960-nucleotide messenger RNA. RefSeq lists its product as uncharacterized. The record is from RefSeq and is a predicted model, not a curated record. Lineage: Eukaryota; Fungi; Ascomycota; Sordariomycetes; Glomerellales; Glomerellaceae. The transcript has a single exon. Bases 103 to 762 code for a protein of 219 amino acids.
CUACCAUACCGAACUACCUAACCUAGGCACCUACUACUUAUUACAUUGCUUCCAGAUCUGGGUAACAGUAGCUAUGGCCCGGGCGAGCUAAGCUCUCAAUGAAUGUCAAGCAGAAACGGGGCAGUUCGUUCAGAUAAUGCGAUUGACGAGGAAGCUCCUUCCUCACCUACCUUUGCAAACCCCCCCAAUCCAUAUCCACCGCCUUUCCUGACAACUUCAUCUCGCCCCCUUCCUUCCCGUCGCAGAGCUUCCACCCACCCACUGCUUCGGCCUGAGUCCAGCUCCAUACCUGAGGUCCAGUCCUACCGACACCUUGUUCCGGCUUGCUGCCUUCCUGGGUCAAUUUCGUCGAUCGUCGGAGCGCGUUCCGGUACUGUCACCAUCACCGCAGCAGCAGGCCGCGUACCAUUCCCGUCGUCUUCCACGCCUUUUCUCUUCUCCUCUCACGCGCCGCCCCAUUCCACCCUGCUUGAUCGACCCUCGUUUGGCAACUUUCCACCCAUCCCUGUUAUCCCGUCGGCCGACUAUCCUGCAAGCACUAGGUAUCUCAGCAGUGCCCACACACCUCCACCAGCCGAACAUCCUUGCCUGACUGAUGACCAGAGAUUGCCGCGUCCUCUUUCGAUCACGGCAUCUGGCAACCCAACACCACGAUACCCCAUAGUCGCCCACGCCAUUGGUGGCUGUCCUGAACCACGACCAGGCUCUCCCAAGCCAGCACCGUCAACUGUCCAUCCAGCUGGGAUCGCCCAUGCCUUUUGACCGUUUUACCAAAAUACCAAUACACUCGUAGCAGGCCCCGGAUAUCCACGGGCCGUCGUGGGGGAUUGAAACGGGCCGCUUACUAUCUCGCUAUCCGCCGGUUCCCUUGCUUUUGUCGAGCAACCUUUUGUCGUGCGGGGCCACUUGCUUCGACAGUAUCGCCUCGUCAUUCUCCUCCAGCUCAGCGGCAGCGCUCAC